UCUGCCUUCUGCUGCUUCACAACACAGGCACGAUGGUAUACACGAUGAUAUACACACAGACCGGAGGACUAACUGUGGCCAUCAUGACAACCCUGCUGGUCACCGCUAGAAAAACAGAUAACGGUGCCCGUAAGGUAAAGUCUGUCAUCAGAUAAAGUGUAGUUUCGCCAACGGCUCAUAGUGCUAGCUCAAUGAAGUUUGACAGGCUAACGGCAGGUUAAGCUAUCUUCAAUUAGCUGCUAGCUACAAGUGCUAACGUUAGGUCAAGCUUGUGAGAGCUGCUAGCCUUUUGAAGUUCCUCAUUGAAUUAAGGUAAGGUUACUUCUUUAGCCUGAGCUGGCAACCGGUAACUAGCUAGAAAAGGCUGUGAGCAUAUCUCAACGGUUUCCUCUUGUUUAUGAAACGAUCUGACAGAAGCAAAUGACAUUUACUGUUUAAUGAGCCAUUGAAGCUAGCAAUGCGUUCUACGUUAUUUCAGAAUACCGUUAGCUUGCCGGAUUAUAAUUGCUCUCUGUGGUGCCACUGUGCCCUGUCCAGCAGCGUCACUCCACGUAGCAUUCCGCAUAAUGAGUGAGCGUUAUGUAAAAGUCAAGGUUCAAAUCGAGCAAAUGAAAUCAUUUGGUGAGGAUGCAGAGAAGGAGGGUGUGGAUGUUGAGGAUGAGCAGGUGCCAGUGUCUUCGUCUCCCCCUGCCUCUGUGUCCCCAGACCCGCCCAACAUCACCAUAGCUGGCAGAGAUGCGGCCAACACUUGUAAACACAGGGGUAAAAGUCGAAUCAAGAUGGGGAGAGAUGACAAAAACAAACACACCUCAGAUGUGUCGUUGCAUGGGUCGGGGGUCUCCGCGCAUGUUGGGAGAAACUUGAAUAAACAAGGGCACGAACGGACACUUCACAUCAGAGGAACUGGGAAAAUACUGCAGGGCAAGAAUAAUGAGAAUAAUGGGGUAACCAUCCAUCCUUCCAAAAACAACCAAGACGCACGCCGUGAGGACGGAUUCAAGCUGGCCAGGAAGAGAAGACCAGUGACGGUGGAUACAUCGAAAGCCAAAACCUCGUUGGAGGCACUGAAGUUAAGCAUCAAGCAGCUGAAAUGGAAAGAGUUUCCUCUGGGGAGACGAGCCGCCUGUGAUAUCUACUGGCACGGCGUGUCCUUCCAUGACAAUGAGAACGUUGUGUCGGGGCAGGUGAACAAGUUCCCAGGAAUGAUUGAAAUGCUGAGGAAGAUCAACCUGAGUCGUGCCGUGCGGACUAUGCAGGAGCUGUUCCCAGAAGAGUACGAUUUCUAUCCCCGGUCCUGGAUCCUGCCUGAGGAGUGUCAGCAGUUUUCCACACAGAUUCGCAUGGUGAAGGAGAACGAUGCCACAGUGAAUCCCACCUUCAUUGUAAAGCCAGAUGGGGGCUCUCAGGGGGACGGCAUCUACCUCAUUCGUGACCCUAGUGACCUGAAGCUCAUGGUGGGUUCACAGGCCAAACAGGCUGUCGUCCAGGAGUACAUCCAGCGGCCGUUACUCAUUGACAAGCUCAAGUUUGACAUCCGACUCUACGUGCUGUUAAAGUCCCUGGAGCCAUUGGAGAUCUACAUUGCCAAGGAAGGCCUGACACGAUUUUGCACCGAGCCCUACCAGGAACCAUGCCAGAAGAAUCUGAGCCACGUCUUCAUGCACCUGACGAACUACUCCCUCAACGUCCACAGCGGCAACUUUGUCCACUCAGACAGCCAGAGCACGGGCAGCAAGCGCACUCUGUCCAGCGUGCUGUACAGGCUGGCAGCUAAAGGCGUCGACAUCAAGAAGGUGUGGUCGGACAUCAUCGCUCUUGUCAUCAAGACCGCCAUCGCCGUGGUGCCUGAACUCAGAGUCUACUAUCAGGCCGAUAUACCGCCGGGCAAACCGGGACCCACUUGCUUCCAGAUAUUAGGGUUUGACAUCCUGCUGAUGAAGAACCUGAAGCCAGUGUUACUCGAGGUCAACUCUAACCCCAGUAUGAGAAUAGAACAUGAACAGGAGGUGGCACCAGGAGUGUUUGAAUAUGUUCCCAGUCCGGUCGACGAAGAGGUCAAAGUGGGAGUGAUCAGGGACACGCUGCGCCUUAUGGACCCUGGCUCCAAGAAAGCUUCAAUUUCCCAGCUGAGGGCCGGUGGGCUGGAACACGGGGAGGAGAUUCCCAUGGAGGCGGAGACACAAGAGCGCAGCCCGGACGAAGGAGCUCUGCCCUCGCUGUGUCUGAAGCAGGUCUACCCCAAAUACACCAAACAGUUCAACUACCUGCGGCUGGUGGAGCGCAUCGCAGCCAUGUUCAUACGCUUCCUCGGGGUCAAAGGCAACAUGCGUCUGGGCCCCACUGCCUUCAGAACCUUCAUCAGAACCUGCAAGCUGAGCAACAGUAACUUCUCCAUGGCUUCGGUCGACAUCCUCUACAUCGACAUCACACGUCGCUGGUCAGGAACGAUGCCCGAUUCUAGAGAAGCAGGUAUGGGACUGCAAGCAUUUGUGGAAGCCUUUUUCUACCUGGCAGGUCGCAGGUUCAAAUCCCUGGCGCUGAGGGAGCAGGUCGUGUCACUGCUGGAGCUGUGCGAGGCUCAGCUGGAGUCCCCGUCCGGUGUGGAAGAGAGACGCUCUGUGAGCUGCAGCAGGGCGAUGCCACGAGCCAUCAAGAGUCAGACGCUGGGCCUCACCAACCCUCAGCUCAACUCUCCGGCUCCCCUGCGAAGGGCGGCCAGCCAAGACUACCGGCUGCAUCAGAGACUCAAACCUCGCACACUCAGGGCCAACGUGGAGAACUGACGAGAGAAGGCUCCAACCAGGCGUCCGACUCCCAAACACUGCCUUCAGCCUUCUCCACAGGAGCGGGAACAUUAGCUUGUCCUUCUCUCCUCUCAGCUCCCAUCAUGCCCUCCUUGUGGGAGCUGCAGAGAAGGACUCGCUUGACCCCUGCUGGCCGACAUGCAGGAGGACCGUUCUCUGCCUGAUUGCUUUUUCUUCUUCAGAGGAAGAUGUCCGCAGGGGGCAGAGUUGGAGAGGAAAUAGAACAGGGGACACAAGAAGGUUGUUGCAUUUCUUCCUCCUCUCCUGAUCAUAUAUGAACAGCGUGGUCCAGUCAGGAGGAGCGUAUGGCUGCUUUUAAUAAACUUACUGAUUCUACAGGGCAGCUUCCCUCCGCCUGUCUCUGCAACACCUACACUGAAACAAACUUUCUUUUCAGGGAUAACAUUCGACGCUCCUGACACAUGAGGAUGCACGAUACACAUUUAUUUCAGCCCGUACAGAUAAAGAUAGUUACCUGCUUCUCACGGCCGUUACGAAAAGAAGUUUAUAACGCACACAUGAGGGUAGACAGGUUUUAAUUAUUAUUAUUGUUCUAGUAAAAUAACUUCACAAACAUGCUUUGAGCAUUUUGUCUAAGAAUUCAAAUGAAAUGCGUCGACAUCAAACACGUCCACCUUUUAAAUACUCGAAACGAAGAUAAUUGCUUUUGCAAGGAUUGCGAGAGGAAGGGAACGUCUACGAGUUUCAAGAGAACUAAUCUCAUGAGUCACUUAAGAAGUCGUCGCCACAACGAAGACGUGUUGAAGGAAUAGAAGCCGCGGCGUCUUCCUCUGGUUCUUGUUCUUCUUUAGUUUGUUGGAGGAUCACAAAGCAGCUUUAAAGGUGCACGUCACCACCUACUCUAUCGGAGCAUGUAGAGGCUGCGCUUAACUCGAUGAAAGCAAGUUGUCCUAAUAUUUAAGCUCUAUUUAUCAGCUUCAAUUUCAUUAUCGAACAUAAUAUAUAAUAAUGUACAUUUCCCGUUAUCGUGCAUCCUUAGUCACAUAAGUACACGUGUGUGAGGGAGUGUCCCGAUAUUCUUGAAUUUGCACAACAACUCUUUGAAAUGUUUUAGAUUUGCACAGAGAUGUAUGCGAGGGCGACUGAGCAUGUGUGCGAGCACAGUGUGUUUGUCCGAGUGCGUGUGCGUGUGCACUGUACUGUAUUUAUUUGUGUUUAGCUCAAUAGUGAGAGCCUAUUUGCAGCCAGUGGCUCAGCUGUGCGUCGUAUCUCCGUGAGCCCAUUAGCGAUGAGUUAAGUGAAUAAGUAUUGAAAAGGAAAAUGCCAUGCCACCACUUAUCCUCUUUCAGUUCUGCAGCUAUUCCAGUCAGGCGGCCCUCAGACCUCCCAGCGAACAUGUGUUUAGGACGAUUACUCUGCAGCCACACAACUGCCACAAGGGAAAUCAUUAUUCCAGUGCACGGCAGAAAAUCUCACGAUUAAGUCCGACGCGUUGUUUCUUACGUCGUCGAGAAAGCUUCACCCAACGCGUGAAGGCGGCUCCACGCGCGGGAAAGGUCGUCGCUGGUAUCUUAAACUACUUACACUACAGUUAAUUAAUUGUAUGUUCGGUUCUUUUACACCAACGUUAUUCAAUACAUUUGUCACAUGCAUCGACAAUGAAGUGUGAAGUGUUGCACAAAAGAACAAUCGGACGCAGCUGUGGUAGCUGUUUCACACGGACGGUGGACUAAACAUGUUAAAUAUUAAAGACGUACUGUAGGACUGACGUGCUCUGCAGGAUGUUUGUUACCAUGAAGUAGCUCCAUGAGGUUAAUCACAGUGACCGAUCAUAUGAAUGAAAUGUAUUGAUGAAAUAAACGUCAUUUUGCUCUUUGAACUGAAGGUGUGUGUUGAUGGGAUAAAAAGAUAUCACCUUUAAA
This is a messenger RNA of Cottoperca gobio, 4687 nucleotides long. RefSeq names its product tubulin tyrosine ligase-like family, member 11 (gene ttll11). Gene Ontology annotation, biological process: protein polyglutamylation; microtubule cytoskeleton organization. Gene Ontology annotation, cellular component: ciliary basal body. The record is from RefSeq and is a predicted model, not a curated record. NCBI's taxonomy places the organism in Eukaryota, Metazoa, Chordata, Actinopteri, Perciformes, Bovichtidae. Bases 567 to 2783 code for a protein of 738 amino acids. The transcript has 10 exons. Gene Ontology annotation, molecular function: tubulin-glutamic acid ligase activity; tubulin binding.